This is a messenger RNA of Sphaerodactylus townsendi, 2883 nucleotides long. It is a transcript of the gene INSYN1, whose product is annotated as inhibitory synaptic factor 1. The record is from RefSeq and is a predicted model, not a curated record. Gene Ontology annotation, cellular component: postsynaptic density. Gene Ontology annotation, biological process: inhibitory postsynaptic potential. The coding region runs from base 1848 to 2684 and encodes 278 amino acids. NCBI's taxonomy places the organism in Eukaryota, Metazoa, Chordata, Lepidosauria, Squamata, Sphaerodactylidae. The transcript has 3 exons.
UCGCCUGCGGGGCUGGCAGUCGGCGCGGGCGCCUCCUCCUCUUCCUCCUCCUCCUCUCCGCGGGCUCCUGCAGGCGCGCCCCGGUGUUGGGGAGCGCGCGCGGGUGCGCACCCCGCCAGCUCCCCCCGCCGAGCGCGCCCCCGCGCGCCCCCCCCCUCCCUGCUGAGCCACCCAGCAGCUCCGGGAGAGGAAAGGGCGCCCGAUCCGGAGCUCCCCCCUCGCCUGGCGCUCCGAUCCCAGGCAAGGCACAACUGGGGGGGGGGGGGAGAGAGAGUGGGGCGGACGGGAGACGGGGGCUGCCUCCUCUCGCCCUCUCCGGCUGCCCUGGACGGGGGGGCGGGCGCCAAGAUGUGAGCCCACCCCCACCCACCCCCAUGGGUCCCGUGGCGCGUCCUUGCGCCCGGCUCCAGCGUCGACUUGGGCAGCAGCUGACCCGGAGGAGAGAGGGUCGGGGGGGAUAGGACCCUGGCCGUGUCCUCCUCCACCCCUGGCGGCACCAGCCAUGGCACCUGUGGACCAGCGCCGGGGGUGCAGCCUCAUCUUGCUCUGCAGAGGGAAGACGAGUGGGGAGUGCUGAACUGAGCCGUCUCCCCCCCACUGGCGGCUGAAGGAGGCAGGGGGGGCUCUCCGCUGGCGCCCGCUCCCCUCCUUGCGCGCCCCCACCCUUCCAAGGAACCCAGAAGGACGAGCCUCCCAGAUGCCGCCUGCGACGACUUAGGGGGCAGUGCCCGCGGUUCGACUUGGCGCUGAAUUGCCCCCAUGGCUGGCCACCCACGUCUGGACUCACCCAGCCCCAGAGAUGAGUGGGGGGAGAGGAGCCGAGGAUCUGCCGGCGGUGCCCUGAGGCGCAGGAGGACGGGCACCCAAGUCUCCGGGUCGGAGCACCCUGUGGGCAGAAGGGGGACCCGAGGCGCUCCUCUGCGAGAGACGGUGUGGAUUUCUUAAGCGCUUCCAGCAUCUUGUCGGAUGCCCCCUCCCCUUUCCCCAGUUUGUGCUUCGAGCCACAGCGGCGGUGGCCGGAAGGCUGUUUCUCCCCCGGCAACACACCUCCCAGCUUGGACCGGUCCAGCCGCCUUGCAUAACCAGAUGGUCAAAUUGGUGCUGGAGCCGUCCGGUCCCAGGGGGCAUUCCUAUGCGGAAGAAGUGUGGGGAAGGCAGUGAAGAGGCAACACCCCCCCCCCCCCCCCGGCCCCCAACCCAAGACACACAGAUCCAGGAUCUGCAGGAAUUUCUUUUCUUCGGAGGGACGUUGACGAUGGUGGCAGAGAACCCGCGGCGAUGCCCUCUGUGUUGGAAUAGCUAACGUGGCGUGGACUGGUUUCCCCCUGCACUUUACCUAGAUGCCUGGGCAUUUCAGAGCAGGCCUUGCGGAAUGCAGAUCACCCUUAAACCCUGUCGACUGGCGGAACGCAAAUCACCCUUAAACCCUGUCGGCUGGUGGAACGCAAAUCACCCUUAAACCCUGUGGGCUGGUCGGUUGUGGCCGUCAUUCGUUACCAGCCUUGCUGUGAGAUGGUGGUCUGUGUGCUCUGAACCCCCCCCCCCCGUAAGAGUUUGUGCUGCUUUGCAAAAGACGUGGGUCUUUUGACCGAAUUGGUUCUGGAUUCGAAUCCCUCGCCGAUUGCUCCUGCUUUCUGUGCCCGAUCCGGCUAGGGCAGAGGUGCGGGGCGGGCAAAGAGAUCAAAAGCUGGCAAGUGGGUGUGCGGCUCAGGUUUUCUGGAGCAGGGGGGGCGUUAAGAUGUGGAGAUCUCCCCAGCUGAGAGGGGUUCCGUGGAGGCAAAGCCAGGCUGGGCGAAAGCAGAAUGCUCCCUGCCACUCAGCCCCACUGCCCUGGCAUCCUGUGAAGGAUGAACUCCCGGAGCUUGCAGGAUAGGCAGCCCACUGACAACGCUACUAAGGGCAACAUCAGCGAGAGGGAGCGCAUCAGGGGGCGCAUGAAAAUGGUGAUCGGGCAGCUGGAAGGAAUCCUGCAGGAACUUAAGGACGUGGCCAAGGAGCUGCGGGAUGUGGUGAGCCAGAUAGACAAGCUGACUUCGGACUUUGAGUUCGAGCUGGAACCGGACGACUGGACGACCGCGACUGUGAGCAGCACGUCCAGCAGCGAGAAAGGAGGGGGCCUGUUUGACCUCGGUCACCUGGAUUUCAUGACCUCGGACAUCCUCUCCGACAGCUGGGAGUUCUGCUCUUUCCUAGAAGCCUCCACCCCAUCAGAUUCCGGGGAUGGGUCCGAGCAUCAGCAACAGCAGGGCCGUCAGCCUGACUACAGGUUGAUGAACGGCGGGGUGCUGACCCCCAAUGGACCCCGGGUGGAAACGCCAGACUCUUCCAGCGAGGAGGCCUUCAGCUCUGCACAAAGCCACAAACCCCAGAACCAGAGGACCCCAGGCACCAGGGAGCGGGUGCGGUUUAGCGACAAAGUCCUCUAUCACGCGUUGUGCUGUGACGACGAUGACGAAGACGCGGACAAUGGACCCCCUCCCGAGGACCCCCCGGAGGAUCCCAGGGAGCUCGCUCAUAAAACAGUGCCUGUCGCCAAGGCGACGCCGUGGCGGUCGCCUCACCUCAGUAGCGCUCAGCAACGGAAGCUGACGCGAAACAGCAGUACCCAAACAGUGUCGGACAAAAGCACACAGACGGUGUUGCCCUACAUUUCAGCCAAGCAGAAAAUCAAAGGCAAAAACUGAGGGGGGGGAGGGGGGGAGAAGCUGCAGAAUAUAUAUAUAAAUAUAUAUAUAAAUAUAUAUAUUUAAGUCAAUAAAUUAUUAUAAUGAUGAUUAAAAAAAAUGGCGGCCGGAUUAUCAUCAUGAACUACCUAACCGCAAUUUUAAGACUCAGGGAAUUUAAACUGUUUUAUUAUAUUUCUUCUCUCCCCCCCCCCCCCAG